UAUAUAUAUAUCACUAUUCUAUAUGUGGUGAUGGUAUAAUGGUUUAUUAUGGCUUAUCAUUUCCUGUGCUGAUAGAUCAACAAAGCAAAGUCAUGUCUCCUACUUCAUUGGCUAAGAAGAAGUUUGUUCCAAUGAGAGGCCACAAGAAGGCCAGUAAAAGCCGGCUACUUCCUCCAACCGGCUCUUCUGCUAGAACCAGUCCAGAGAUGCAGGAAGUGGUUAUAGGUGCUGAUUUUCGAUGCAGCAAGUGUCGAAAGAGCGCAUCCCAGGUGAUAUCGGAUGUUGAUGAUGUGGAUUCCAUGGCGGUACAUCUUUUGGAUAAGAAGGUUACACUCACUUGUAAACCAGUCCGUAAAGGAUCUCUAAGGAAAAUCUCGGCCUUCAGCGGAAAACUAUCUCACAGAGCCUUAAGGACUGCGAGGUUUUAUACGCGUCACUGAUUCCGCCAAAAAAUCGUUUCUGAUAACGAAUUGCCCUAUGCAUGUAAAAAUACCUAGUAUUUGUGUUUCCUAAACCCUUAAGUUAUGAUCAUCAUCUGU
Pyrus x bretschneideri (Chinese white pear) is the source of this 539-nucleotide messenger RNA. RefSeq lists its product as uncharacterized. NCBI's taxonomy places the organism in Eukaryota, Viridiplantae, Streptophyta, Magnoliopsida, Rosales, Rosaceae. Bases 39 to 440 code for a protein of 133 amino acids. The transcript is spliced from 2 exons. The record is from RefSeq and is a predicted model, not a curated record. Gene Ontology annotation, molecular function: metal ion binding.